Molecule: messenger RNA, 894 nt
Organism: Trichobilharzia szidati
Lineage: Eukaryota; Metazoa; Platyhelminthes; Trematoda; Strigeidida; Schistosomatidae
Source: the annotation of a GenBank genome assembly
GAUUUAUUGACACUGAAAACUUUAAUUGCUCCAAUUACGAUAAUAAUAAUAAUGAUAAUAAUAAUAACAGUGAUAAUAAAUUGGACACGAUAAUACUUAGACAAGUACAUUGAAUACACAUGUGUAAGGAUUACAGGAAUUAUUGAAAUAAAAAGUGUUGACUGUUAGUUAUAACUGCAAAAAACGAGAUAUACAUAUAUAUGCAUAACUUUUACGUCUUUCACGUGUCUACAUCCAUCCAUUCGUUCAUUCAUUUGCCGAAAUAGCCAUGCUAACUUCCGUUAUUUUCGACUGAAUCACAUGCUGACGUAAUAUUCCUCCUUACCUAUCUAUCUGUGUAUGUGAGCAAGGACGCUAUUACCAAGAAGUGGACGCUCACAUUUUGCACAUAUGCACAUAUGCACCAAUUAAUUAUCGCGUUAACUAUUUCCUCUUCACUUUCACUUACUUGAUGGUAUAAAUUUAAGCGUGUGUAAAAAACUUGAUUUCAUAAUUUCACAUUUCAUGUUAACAGAAAUGAAGCUUCAAGCAAUUCUUUUCCUACUCUUCUCCGUCAACUUAGUGAUGAGUAAAAGGAUUCUAGUGAGAGGUGAUUGUAAAACUCAAUGUUUAAUGCGUAGUCUCGCAUGCGACAGUCGAUGCAAAAGGGCGGUUGGUGCUAAAGAAAUUUGUAAUACAGCAUGUCGAAACUUACUGUCUCUAUGCCUUAACCAACCGUGUGCAAGCUUUGCAGAAAAUUACUAUCGAAGAUACCAUUAGUACAUUACUAUUUAUUAGUCAGUAAUAUUUCUUUAUUUUUUUUACAUUCCAGAAGAAGUGUACAUUUAUUUUUUAUAACUAUACUUUUAACCAUACAUGUAAAUUUUAAAGGUGUUUAGUGUGUUACUUAUGAGA